AUGUUUGGUAUAUUAGUCAGAAAGGCCUUUCAGUCCAUUUCACCUUUUCGUUGUACUAAGCAGCCACAUUUAGUAUCUUACGCUACUCUCAACCAAGUAAUUCGUGGUAUGCGUAAGACGAAACGUAAGCUCUCAAAAUCUCCUGCAUUAGAAGGAUGUUAUCAAAAAAAAGGAGUUUGCAGUAAAGUUUACACAACGAAACCCAAGAAGCCUAAUUCUGCUGUACGCAAAGUUGCUCGUGUUAAAUUAUCUACUGGUAAACUUGUCACCGCUUACAUACCCGGCGAAGGACAUAAUUUGGCGCUUUGGAUUUUGCAGGAGUUCCGAAUCGGUCAACUUCUCGUUCAAAAUAUGGAACUAAAAAACCUAAAGCUGCCACAAAAUAAUCUA
Molecule: messenger RNA, 390 nt
Organism: Racocetra fulgida
Lineage: Eukaryota; Fungi; Glomeromycota; Glomeromycetes; Diversisporales; Gigasporaceae
Source: the annotation of a GenBank genome assembly